AUGCCGGGGCAAGCAGAAGCACCACCUGACGGGGAUCCUGUAGUACCUGAACGUGAAGUCUCAGCGGCGCAGCCUGCUGCUGAUCAGAUUGAUGCUAGUUUUCGCGAUGAUGAUGCUGACAGAUGGAAUGGUGUGAACCAGUGGGACGACUCCCGGUGGAGUCGUUGGGGAGACCGAGGUGACCAGUCCCGGGGAAACGAGUGGAAUCACCACGGUCUGCAAUGGGAAGCUGGAGCUACACCGGCUUGGGAACGGCGCCAGAGUUGGGACGCCACCACGGCGGGCACGGUCGGAAACACCGACCGAUGGAGCACGGGCAGCGAUGACCCGUGGUCCCACGGACGUGAUCCGUGGACUGCCGGAGCUCUACACGAAGAUCGCCACCAACGAGGCAGCGGUUGGCCGGAUCAUGGACGAGCUCCCUGGGCGGAUGGUCGAGCUGGCCAUCCACAUGGGAGCGAUUCCGGAGACCACGGAUCUGGCUCGUGGGGCGGUAGCUAUGGUCAAGACGACAACGGAAUAGCCUGGAACGGAUGGUCCCACUACGACGGCGGCGGGUUCCAGGGCAAGUUCGAUGGCCAGCGGGGCGGCUACGGCGGAGGACGAGCCUCCGAAAAGCUCGCCGUGCCGAGCUUCACUGGUGAGGACAGCGACGACAUUGGAAGCUCAGCCCGCAGCUACUUGAGACAGAUUGAAGCGUGGAGGAGGAUGACCUACCUGCCCCCGUCGCAGCAGGGACUCGUCCUGUACCAGAACCUUGGUGGAAAGGCAUGGAUUGCUGCGGAGGAGCUUUCGGUUCCGAGGUUGGCUUCAGAUGGCGGGGUCGGCUACUUUGUUUCCUGGGUAAAUGCGAGGUUCCUGGACUUGGAGGUGGCAAGGAUUGGAAAGGCCUUCUCUGACUUCUUCCGUAGACUUAAGAGACGACAGGGCCAAACCAUUCGAGAAUACAACUCUGAGUAUGACCGCCUUCACGCCAGACUGCGAGAAGUGGGCUGUAGUAUUCCCCAGGAGUGUGCUGCAUGGCUGUAUAUUGACCGCUUGCAGUUGGAAGAGGCCCAGGAGCUGAACUUACUCGCUAGUGUGGGCAACGAAUACAACCUCCUCAAGCUUCAGCAAGCUGCAGUUCUACACGACCGAGGCGUUGCAGAAGGUGAUGGCUCCGACGACGACCUCCCCCAUGGCGAGGAGGACAUCGACCUCGAGGAUGGGGUGCCUGAGGACGUGGCGGUGGCCUACGCGACCUAUCAGAGCGCAGAGGACCGCUACAAGGACCAGGCGAAAGCUCGUGGGUAUCAGGGUGAUCGGACUUCGAAUGCUGCCAAGGAUCCUCCGAAGAAGGCCGACUUGUCGCGCGAGGACAAAGUCAAGCUCAUGAAGUCCAGGUCGUUCUGUGGGAGCUGCGGGAAAAAGGGGCAUUGGCACCGUGAUCCGGAAUGCCCGAACUACCACACCUCCGCUCAGGGCGCUUCGAAGAACAUCAAGGAGAUUGGGGUGUGUCAUCAUGUGCCUGCUGAGGUAUACUCGCUUCGACAUGAAGGAGCGUCUCUCUUGGGCAUUACGGACACCGCGUGCGCCAAGGCCGUUGCGGGCACGAUGUGGUUGCAGCAGUACAGUGAUGCACUGAAGGAGAUCAAUGCUACGCCGGAGCUCGUGAAAGAGGCUGAGGCAUUUCGCUUCGGAACUGGUAAGGUUCAUCAUUCCUCUUUCCAUGUUGUGCUGUGUUUCAAGCUGGGCACCAAAGUGGUGGAGAUGAAGACUUCCAUCAUCAACGGCGACGUGCCUCUUUUGAUGUCAAAGCCGGCACUGGCUCAGCUCGGCAUGAUCUACGACGUGGCGGAGAACCGCGCCGACUUCACACGAGUCGGCCUGCACCAGGUGGACCUUGUCACCACUUCCUCGGGGCAUCCUGCGAUUCCCAUUGUUCCGGCAAAGCCCACCUUAGGGUCUGAAAGACUCGUUGUCGGAGAGACUGAGGUCCAGAGCUGCCCGCAAUACACGGCGUUUGCGCUUUCCAUGGUAGGCAAUGCUAGCGGCUCUUCGAGUAGUACGUCUAGCUGGGGCCCCAAGGCUACAACAACGCAAUCCACGCCUUCACCGACACCAUCCACUUCUACCACAAAGGCUCCUCCAUACAAGAUCUUCUACGAUAAGAAACUAUCUCCAGAAGUCAGGGAGCUGCUCACCCAGGAUCGUCUGUGCGAAGUUUCCUUUACGAGUUGGUGGGAGAGGACCAAGAUUAGUUCAGACUUCUGGUUGGAAGGCGAGGCAAUGUGGUAUCGCAUUCAUGUUGUGCCCCGAAGAGCCCUGUGCAACCCAUCCACAUGGAAGACGCAAUCUACCGUACAGAAGAGCAUGCUACUUCAGUCAAUCGGAGAUAUUCGUGUGACCGAGGGUUUCUGCUGUAGGACAGGAAAGCCUUUGGAAGCUGCCGUUGAUCAGUGGAAGCAUGAUCAGAGCGACAUGGCAUGCAAGCAGCCGGCGAUUUCCAAGAUGACCAAGACCCAGCUGCUCGAGGAGUGCAACCGCCUAGGACUUGUGGUCCACAGGGCAUGGACGUGCGAGGAACUCAAGGCCACCAUCAUGGAGCACCGGAUGAACGACCCCACGCACAAGCAAGCGAAUGCACUGAAGUCGGUGUCCUCAAUGACACUGGCGGAUCUGCGAGUGAAGGCGGACAGCCUCGGGGUUGCCUACUCCGAGAGGACCACCAAGGGCAACCUCAUCCGGCUCAUCAGGGACGCGGUCUCGACCCCAGGCUCGGAGUUGAUGAAGAUUGGCAAGUUCAAGGGGUACGAGUUCCAGGAAAUCCCGCGGAGCUACGGCAUGUGGGCGGCGCGCGAAGUCAGGAUGAGCCAGAACCCCCACGUGGAGUUGAUCCGCUAUGCCAAAUGGUGGGAGGCCAAGGAGUACGAGGAGAACUACGGCAGCGAGGGCACCCUGGAAGCGAAUGCGACGGUCCCCUACCCCGCGGACGUGGCCAGUGUGGCGGCAUCCUCCGGGACGGCGCCCUGGGAUCUAGUGCCGGACCAGCAGCCGAGCAGGAAGGAACUCGACCUGCCCUUCGACCCGAGGGCCACGAAACGGGGAGCACCGACCGGCGCCACCAACGAGAUGGAGUCGGAGAUCGACCCGACCACUCUGGACGAGAUCAAGGCCCUCGAGACCAGGCUCGCGAUCCUCAAGCAGAAGGCGAAGGCGGCGGACCUCGCCCAGUCCGAGGAGGCGAAGGAUUGCGAGGAAACGACACUGCACCACGACGGCUUCUGCGAGGCGGAUGAACGGCAUCUACUACCAGAUCAGGGACGGCGUCACGGGCUAGUUCAUCCUCCUCCUCUUCCUGAGAAGCUUGGUUUCUAUGAGCACGGUGGCACCCAUUUUGGCAAUAAGCCCACCGAGCAUGAGCGUGUAUGCUGUGGACAGGACUACGACGCCACCACCCACGGCAUCUUCAUCACGACCGAUGAGUUCGAGCGCUCGGGGAUUAACAACACUCCCAUCAACUACCAAUGCUACCGGGCCGGGCGACAUCGUGAUGAUCCCUUCACCCAGGCCUACAACGACAAGGACUUCCAACCUGAAACCCUGGCCAGACUCCUCAACCUUCUCGACUACAAGCCUGUGAGAGGAGCCCGAGAUGGGAAGUUUGGAGGCAAGACCGGCGACCCAGUGAACUACUUCACCUACGGGAUGUUCACGCACGGCGGGAUCGUCGGAGUUACUACGAAAACCCGCGAGUGUGACAAUGUGGUCAGGUACCUCAACGCCUACGGCAAGUACCACCUCGGCGGGGCGGCGUCGUGGUCCUCAAUCAGCCUCUCCCGCGACGUGACCACGGAAGUUCAUCACGACUACCACAACUACAAGGGCACCAGGAACUUCACGACGAGCGUCGGGCAGGACUCCGGAGGAGGAUUGUGGAUUGAGGACCGCAGCGUGACCGAGAACACGCUUUCCGGCGAUGUGAAAUGGAGGCGCACGAGCACCGGGCAAUGGCUGCCCGGACGAACCUACGACACGCACCACAAGUUUCUCGAGUUCGACCCCUUCCUCAAGCACGCCACCGAACCAUGGACCGGCAGCCGAUGGAGCGUGACCUACCACACGACCCGCAACCUCUGCAAGGGCGGCCCGGAGAUGCUCAAGUUCCUCAAAGGAUGUGGGUUCCCUCUACCUAGGAGGCAACCGUUGGCAGCGAGCGAAGAGAGGGCGACUAGGAAGCCGCGAGCCAGCACUAGGCGAAGUAUCUUCAACAACGCCGCAAAGAUCGGAGUGAUGAUGGCCACGCUUAUCACUGCGGCCGGCAGCUAUAUGUCGGAGCACUUUGCCCCGAAGCCCGACGCCGAGCCGAUUGUCAUCUUCGAGAUCGGGAACACGGAGGCGACCCACGAAGCCGCGUCCAUCGGAAAGGAUGUGUUCGAGCCGAUGUCUUGGGAACGAUAUCGUACUCCGGAAGGCAAGGAGAGUGCCUUCCACAUUGUCAACGGAGGAGGACCUCGAGAACUACGCCUCUGCCUCGACAGCAGACCUCAGGAAUGUGGUGAGGCAGUCCUCGACCUGGCAAGGCUGCAGAUCGAAGACGGCGGUACGGUGGUGAUCCAUGGCCCGGCCGACGACGAGAUCCUUGACCUCAUCGACCACGACCACUUCUUGAAGGAAGCGAAGCGGUACCAGAGCAACGAUGAAGGGAGAGUGUUCUUGGUGAUGUUCAGAGAAAAGGCAGACACCGAACCGGUGUCGUGCAGAGACCGCGUCCACGAAAUCAAGAUGGUCUCCAGAGACAGCGGGCCUCAGCCCUCCGACGAGCCUAUGCCAAUGGGAGCCGGUGGGAUUUCUUUCGGCGCCAAUACCCCCGGAGCGGUGGCAACUGCACUACGGAGGCUACACCAGAACCUCGGGCACCCGAGGCAGGAAGAUCUGAUCCGACACCUCCGGCUUGCAGGAUGUGACCCCUCGGUGCUCAAGGCAGCGAGAUCAAUGAAGUGCCAGGUCUGUGCUGCCAAUGCAGGACCGAAGAUUGCCCGACCAAGCACGCUACCACCUAUGGCCGACUUCAACGACACCCUCGGCCUCGACCUCUUCUUCUGCCACGACACCGAUGACGUGAAGCACGGGUUCCUCUCUGUUGUCGACUAUGGGACCACCUAUCACCUCGCUGUGAGGGUAGACGGCCAGUCUGCCGAGGACAUCGAGGCCAAGUUCAACGAGAUGUGGCUUUUGCCAUUCGGUCCACCAAAGGCGGUGGUGAUCGACCUGGAAGGCGGCUUGCAAUCAGCCCUCGGGCGGCUAUGCGACUGGCAUGGCAUUGGGGUGCGCAGUGUGGCUGCGCAGAGCCAUUGGCAAGCCGGCGUCGUCGAGCGACAACAGGCCUGGUGGAAGCACAUCUGGGACAAGGUGAGCUAUCAGCUCUCCGUCACUGAGGACGAAGUUGAUCUGGCUGUCCCCAUCAUCAAUGGCGCAAAGAACGACCUGAGAAGGAGAUGCGGCUACAGCCCUUCACAGUGGGUCUUCGGCAAGGCCCCACGAGUACCAGAAGAUAUCCAAGACCCAGACGGUGGAGGGCAUGUUCUAUGGGACGUCAGCGAAGAUGCGAAGUACCAGAGGCAGGCAGCUAUGAGAGCCGCCGCUCGCGUGGCUUUCCAUCAAAGCCAGACUGAUGGGAGGCUACGCAAGGCGAUGCUACAGCGAACGAGGGUCGCAUCACGACCCCUCGACGUGGGCGAGAGCGUGCACUUCUGGCACAAGCCGAAGAACCGGCGGCGAGGAUGUUGGACUGGCCCAGCCGUGAUCGUGGGCAAAGAAGGGGGCAACUACUGGCUCUCGAAAGGGGGGCGAUGCAGACUCACAUCGCCCGAACAUGUGCGACCGACGACCGCUGAGGAGGUGGGCGCCUUGCUGACUAUGAAGAGUACCCAAAGGGAGAUGGAGCGCCUACUUGAUCAUGACCCCGACGGAGACGAAGCCUACGAAGAUGACGAGCAGGAGUACCUGGACGACCUGCUCGAGGACCUCAGUCUACCCGGCGACGAUGAUAAGGCCGCCGAGCUCGAGAACAUGGAGCUGGACGACGAAGGCAUCGCCCUCGACGCCUUCGACGAUAUCGCCCAGGAAGCCACCGAACUCCCGAGGCGAAGGCUGAAGAGGAAAACUGCCGUGGCGGAGCUCAACCCCGACAGACACGAGGCGAUGAUGUUGAAGACCCAGCUCACAACGAGAGGUCUGGAAAAGCGAAAGGAAAAGGAGCUCAAGUGGACCGAGAUUCCGCCAGAGGUCCACGACAAGUUCAGGGAAGCCGAGAAGACUCAAUGGGACGAGCACCUCUCCUUCGACGCUCUCGAGCCCUUGACCACUUCCGAGAGCGAGCGCAUCCGUCGCGAGGUACCUGCCGAACGUAUCUUGCGAAGCAGGUGGGCCUACAAGGACAAGAACUGGUCAAGGCGACGUGAAGGAGAAGAUGUCCCCUGGAAAUGUAAGUCCCGGCUUGUCAUUGCCGGACACACUGAUCCGGACUUGACCGAUGAGAACCUCAACCUCUCCACUGACGCGCCCACUUUGUCAAGGAGUGGGUUGGCUUGCAUGCUGCAGCGCACGGCAGACGGCCUGGAAGAGACCGACUCAUGGACAUUGGCCGCAGGAGACAUUCGAUGUGCGUUCCUCACUGGCAGUUACCUGGACCGCGAACUGUUCAUGCACCAGCCAAAGACGGGUUUUCCAGGCAUGAAGCCGGAGCAACUGGUGCGCAUAAAGAAGAAUGUUUUCGGGCUCGCCACGAGCCCCCACACCUGGUGGCAAGAUCUACAAGGCGGGAUCAACGAGAUUGAGAUUGAGUUCCCCGACACAGACUAUGCCGGAAAAUACAGGUUCGAACAGUCUGCUAUGGACCCGUGUGUUUUCCUUCUGAGGAGAUGGAACGGAGAGAGCUUCGAGGGCACACCCGUUGCCUACCUGGGGUGCCAUGUUGAUGAUCUGCUUGUUGCUGGACCGCGUGGCCUGCAGCAGACGAUACAGCGGGCCUUAGCCGCAAAGUUCGAGAUUCAGGACUGGGAGAUGGACGAGUUUGAGUUCCUCGGCUCGAAGAUCCAAGUCCGGGAGCACAGCAUCAACAUGACCCAGGAAAAGUACGCGGACACCCGGCUCUUCUACCUGGACCUGCCGGCCGGCGUGAGCGACGAUGACAUGGCGCCCCCAGAACUGGUGAGCGAUAAUCGAAGCCUUGUCGGCGCACUUUCCUGGAUGAGCGCGCAGACCCGCCCAGACUUGACAUGCUGUGUUAGCAUGGCACAGCAGCUACAGAAGUCACCGACAUACGGCGACUUGAAGUUCACCAAUGCCACAGCCGUUAAAGCCCACCAGUUCCGAGAGAGAGGACUCGAGUUCAGGGGCAUCCCCAAAGACAGGAUGAUGAUCGUGGUGUUCCACGAUGCGGCCUGGGCCAACGUUCCCGAGGCCGACCCGGACGAGGACUACUACGUCCUCAGCCACGACGAAAACCAAGCGGGCCUACAGACCGAAGGGCCGUAUGCUUCUGGAGUAGCUCGGAAGGCCAAAAAGGGCAACUCCCGAGUUGCAUCGCAGCUCGGCGUGCUAGUGACCUUCGUUGAUCGAGGAGCCCUUUCCGGAGAACCGGGCCACUGCAACAUCGCCGACUGGAAGUCCAGAGCCGGACAGCGAGUGUGCCGGAGUACGUUUGGAGCGGAGACCCAGGCGUGUGCAGAAGGGCUGGAGACUGCGCAGUACCUCCGGUCAAUGUACGAGAGUUUGACCAAGGGCUACCUCGUCACCGUCGAGGCGGCAGAGCUCCCCAUCCUUUGCCUGAGCGAUUGUCGGUCUCUUUAUGACCACCUGAGGCGGCAGGGGAUACCGAGAGUCCCGAGCGACAAACGGCUCGCAGUGGACUUAGCGGCCCUGAGACAGGGCCUUAGGUUAGAGAAAUGGUGCAACGAGCUCCCGAUAGCGUGGAUCCCGGGCUCACUCCAAAGGGGAGAUGUGCUCACCAAACCGCAAAAUCCCAGCGAAUGGUGGGACAUGAUCGGAGCGAAGUUGCUUUUGCCAUUGGCUAUCGCCAAAGGAGGCGUUCUGAUCAGUAACAGAAAGAUCAGACAGAAAACCAGUGUGAAACUUGAUAGAAUUCCUACUCUUGAUGGCAUCCUUCCGUACGAGUACGCUGUUGUUUGA
Messenger RNA from Symbiodinium sp. CCMP2592, 8172 nucleotides. NCBI's taxonomy places the organism in Eukaryota, Dinophyceae, Suessiales, Symbiodiniaceae. The record is from the annotation of a GenBank genome assembly.